AUCCGUCUCCCCCCCCUCUCCUCUCUCUCCAAUCCCUCCAUCGCACACAACCCACGCCGCCGCGCAUAGCCUGUCGCCAACGUUCUCACCAUGCCACCGCCACCUCACCUCGAAGGCCACCCGCUCCUUUUCCCCCAACCCCCGCCCAAUCUCUUGCCUCCCUGAAUCUGGCAUCACCUCUCUCUCUCUCGGAUUUCUCUGGAAAUCACCGCCGCUAGGGGCACCGUUCUCCACCACUCACACCUCGACACCAUCGAUAGUCCUCUAUCGGAGUCACCUUCUCCUCCACACCUAGCUUAGUAGCCCAAGGGCAAAAGUCUCUCUGCUUCUCUCUCUGCUAAAUCUCUCAGGAACCACUCCAUUGCGCCGAGCACCUCUUGGUCUCUCUCUCAUAUGUAUGCCUCCUCGGUCCUGCUUAGCCACGAGAACCACCAUGCUCUCAUCUUAGACUUGUGAGGUGCUUUGUGAUGGAGAGGAUUAUAGCAGGUUAAGACCACUGAGUUACCGAGGUGCAGAUUUGUUUGUCUUAGCUUUCUCAUUAAUCAGUAGGGCAAGCUAUGAAAAUGUUCAUAAGAAGUGGAUGCCUGAACUUCGUCAAUUUGCACCCAAUGUUCCAAAUAUUGUUCUUGUUGGAACAAAUUUAGGUUGCAAAGCGGUUGGAGAAGUUCAAAACGACAAUUUUCACACAAAUGAGUAGUCUUGCCAUCAAGCAUGGGGCAAUUAACCUUGGCCAAGGCUUUCCCAACUUUGAUGGUCCUGAGUUUGUAAAGGAAGCAGCAAUUCAAGCCAUUAAGGAUGGAAAAAAUCAAUAUGCUCGUGGAUUUGGAGUUUCAGAAUUAAACAAUGCUGUUGCCGAACGGUUCAAGAAAGACACUGGACUUCUGGUGGACCCUGAUAAAGAAGUUACUGUUACCUCUGGUUGCACUGAAGCAAUUGCUUCUACUAUCUUAGGGUUGAUAAAUCCUGGGGAUGAGGUGAUCCUCUUUGCUCCCUUUUAUGAUUCAUAUGAGGCCACUCUCUCCAUGGCUGGUGCCAAUAUUAAAUGUGUAACGUUGCGCCCACCAGAUUUUGCUGUCCCCAUCAAUGAGCUGAAGUCUGCUAUCUCAAAGAAUACACGUGCAAUACUUAUGAAUACUCCCCAUAACCCAACUGGAAAGAUGUUCACCAGAGAAGAACUCAAUCUGAUUGCAUCUCUCUGCAUUGAGAAUGAUGUAUUGGUUUUCGCAGAUGAAGUUUAUGAUAAGUUGGCUUUUGAAAUGGAUCACAUUUCCAUGGCAUCUCUUCCAGGAAUGUAUGAGCGUACUGUUACUAUGAAUUCGUUGGGUAAGACAUUCUCCUUAACAGGGUGGAAAAUUGGGUGGGCAAUAGCUCCUCCGCAUUUGACGUGGGGAGUGCGGCAGGCACAUUCUUACCUCACUUUUUCUACUUCCACUCCAAUGCAGUGGGCCGCAUCAGUUGCACUUAGAGCCCCAGAGUCUUACUAUGCGGAGCUUAAGAGAGAUUACAUGGCAAAGAAGGCAAUUCUGGUGGAGGGAUUGAAGGCUGUCGGUUUCAAGGUAUUUCCAUCAAGUGGAACCUACUUUGUGGUUGUAGAUCAUACCCCUUUUGGGCUGGAAAAUGAUGUUGCUUUUUGCGAGUAUCUGAUCAAGGAAGUUGGGGUUGUAGCAAUUCCGACCAGCGUAUUUUACUUAAACCCUGAAGAUGGAAAGAAUCUGGUGCGAUUUACAUUCUGCAAGGAUGAGGAAACACUGAAGGCUGCAGUCAAGAGGCUGAAGGAGAAGUUGAUGAGAAAAUAAUGCUGAUGUAUGUAUUUAAAUCACUUUGGACUUGAGUCAUUCAUCGAAUGGAAGUGUUCGUGUUGCAAUGUUAAGCACUUAAGGUUGAAAGUGAAGUAUUUUUCUGCAUACCAAUUUAAAGACAAGUUUCUCAAGUCAUGAUUUAUCUAAA
Messenger RNA from Juglans regia (Persian walnut), 1947 nucleotides. RefSeq names its product probable N-succinyldiaminopimelate aminotransferase DapC. Gene Ontology annotation, biological process: biosynthetic process. The coding region runs from base 690 to 1796 and encodes 368 amino acids. The record is from RefSeq and is a predicted model, not a curated record. Gene Ontology annotation, cellular component: cytoplasm. The transcript has 4 exons. Gene Ontology annotation, molecular function: L-kynurenine:2-oxoglutarate transaminase activity; pyridoxal phosphate binding. NCBI's taxonomy places the organism in Eukaryota, Viridiplantae, Streptophyta, Magnoliopsida, Fagales, Juglandaceae.